This is a messenger RNA of Prosopis cineraria, 1747 nucleotides long. Its product is annotated as homoserine kinase. Gene Ontology annotation, biological process: L-threonine metabolic process. The record is from RefSeq and is a predicted model, not a curated record. The transcript has 3 exons. Lineage: Eukaryota; Viridiplantae; Streptophyta; Magnoliopsida; Fabales; Fabaceae. The coding region runs from base 239 to 1348 and encodes 369 amino acids. Gene Ontology annotation, molecular function: homoserine kinase activity; ATP binding.
AGCUCAUAAUUAGAUGGUGAGAGUUAUAAUCCCUCUCGCUGCGAUCUCUUUACGCAGAUCCCUCUCGCUGCGAUCUUCGCCUCACUCACUUCGACUGUCUCUGCUUGCCGUUCCUCGUCAUCGCUGCUCUCAGGUGCUUGGCGCUCUUGAUCACUCUCCGAUUCGUCCUCGUCGUCUUUGGUGAGGUGCUGAAGAGUUAGGUCAGUAUUCAGUGUUCAUAUUUGUAUCAGUCUCUCCAAUGGCAAUAUGCUGCUGCUACUACAUCACAGCAAAACUCGGGAUCCCAAAGUCAACUCAAGUGUCAUCAAUCAAGCCUCUCCUAAGAUGCAACUUGUCUCUCCCCUCCAGAACCCCCAUAUUCCUUGCUGAGCCUGAUCCUGUAUUCACCUCUGUAAAAACCUUUGCUCCAGCCACUGUAGCUAACCUUGGUCCUGGAUUUGAUUUCCUAGGCUGUGCUGUUGAUGGCCUUGGAGAUACUGUCUCCCUAAGUGUUGACCCUCUUGUCCACCCUGGUGAGAUUUUUAUCUCUGAUAUUUCUGGCGACAACAACAAAAAGCUCAGCAAAGACCCACUAUGGAAUUGUGCUGGGAUUGCCGCUAUUGAAGUCAUGAAAAUGCUUGGCAUUCGGUCAGUAGGUCUUUCUCUUUCCCUUGAGAAGGGGUUGCCUUUAGGGAGUGGGCUAGGAUCCAGUGCUGCUAGUGCAGCAGCAGCUGCUGUUGCUGUGAAUGAGAUUUUUGGUAAUAAGUUGGGUGUUGAGGAGCUGGUUCUUGCUGCCUUAAAAUCAGAGGAGAAGGUUUCAGGUUAUCAUGCUGACAAUGUGGCACCAGCUAUCAUGGGUGGUUUUGUGUUAAUUCGCAGUUAUGAGCCCUUGGAUUUGAUCCAACUGAAGUUUCCAAGUGAGAAGGAUUUAUUUUUUGUAUUGGUAAGUCCUGAGUUUGAAGCACCCACAAAGAAAAUGCGAGCUACUUUACCGGUUGAGAUUGGUAUGCCACAUCAUGUGUGGAACUGUAGCCAAGCAGGGGCUUUGGUGGCAUCAGUGUUGCAAGGGGAUUUGGCGGGUUUGGGGAAGGCAUUAUCAUCUGAUAGGAUUGUUGAGCCCAGGCGUGCUCCUUUGAUACCUGGGAUGGAGGCUGUCAAGAGAGCUGCCUUAGAGGCAGGGGCAUUUGGAUGUACCAUCAGUGGAGCUGGGCCUACAGCCGUGGCAGUGACAGAUAAUGAGGAGAGAGGGAAAGAAAUUGGGAAACAUAUGGUUGAAGCUUUCUGCAAAGAGGGAAACUUGAAGGCUUGUGCAAAUGUGAAGCGACUUGAUCGGGUUGGUGCUAGACCUAUUAAUAGCAUGAAGAAUUGAACUUGUUAAGUUUUUAUGGUACCAGAAUGUUGAUGUAGAUUUCAGAUAUCGCAACUCUCUGGCCUCCUGUGUAGCAGCUAAAUGCUGGCUUGAUCAACAAAGAAGCGUAGGAGAAGGAUUAACGCCAUGCUGGGAGUUGCUUCUGAAGAUUGCUUCGAAGAUCUGAAUGAGUUGAGUGGUAGACUGGCUAUGGAAUCACCACCCAUCUUUGCUGCUAAAAGAGUACACAAUAAAAUAUGCAGAGGUUGUGGUCUGAAUCAGCAAUCUUAUUUUCAAUCUGCAUAGAAAAUGUGCUUUAUGGAUCUUUACAUCAUUGGCAUUUUAAUCCAUCAUUUUAGUGAUAGUAAAAUCCAUGAACGGGUAGAGGCCUUGAUUUUGUUGAUCACAAAUUGUGCAAAA